AUGGCGACCGCGGCUCGCCCCGCCCGGCCCGGCCCGGCCCGGCCCUGCGCUCCGCUUGCCGCGGCUUCGGGCCCAGGAGGCUCCGCCGCCCGUCCCGUUCCUCCUCGCUCGCUGCGCCGGAGCCCCACGGCCGCUCUCCCCGCAGGGGCUCCGCCUCCCGAGGCGCCGGCGCUGCCAUUGCCCGGCCCCCGCAGGCGGAGCUCGGAGCCCGCGCUGCCGGCCUGGGGAGCGGAGCGGAGCGGGGCCGUUGUGGGGAAUGCUUGUGCUGAAGGGGAAGGAAGGACGUCCUCGUGCUUAAAAAAGAAAAAAAAUCAAGCUCUGGAAGCAGCGUUCAAGCCGGGCUGGACGGACGCUGUCGGGAAGAGCUCCUGGCACGUGGCUCCCAUCAAACAGAGAAAGCCUGCCAAAUUUACAGGACUGGACUGUGGAAGUUGGAAAGAGAAAUCUUCACAGACUCAAGAGGGUUUGAUUUACAGCCUUAGAAGAAGCCUAGAUUGAUGUGAAAGCAAGGUACACAGACAUUGAAUAGAAAAAUCAUGAACUUAUGAUUCUACAGUUAUAAGUAAGUAAAAAACUGUAUGAGAUAAGGUGAUGAAGGGUUUUACAGUGUAGCAAUGUGAUUGUAUAGAAUAAGUUAAGAAUUUAGAUGUUAUAGAGGUAUAUGUGUGUAUGUCUAGUGGCAGCACAUUGGACAAAAGUAUCCACAUUGCAGUAGAAAUAAGUAAAGGUGAUAGGUCAGAAAAGCAAAAUAAACUCCAUGACAUCAGCCUAUUGGGUUAGAAAGUUCUAUAUUGCCUUGGAACAAAGAACCUGUGGCUAUCUUGAGCUAUGGCCAACUGCUUGCUGUCUCAAAAUCUCACAGCCUCUGAGACUGAUGUUUAUUUUAGCAAUAAAUCAUCUUUAGCCCA
Messenger RNA from Vidua macroura (Pin-tailed whydah), 908 nucleotides. Its product is annotated as translation initiation factor IF-2-like. Lineage: Eukaryota; Metazoa; Chordata; Aves; Passeriformes; Viduidae. Bases 1 to 498 code for a protein of 165 amino acids. The record is from RefSeq and is a predicted model, not a curated record. The transcript has 3 exons.